CACGACACGCAACUCGGGGCCACACAAUAGACACGAGAACAAAAGCGACGAGCUGCGCUGCGCUCUAUAUUCAUGUUAAUGCGCGGGGACUAGUUCCCGCGGAGGGUUACACGUCAGCGUGGAUUCCAGUGAGAGUGAGCCGUUCGUAUGUUUGUGUAUGUGUUGUUGCGUGUGUUUGUGUGCGUUUUGAAGCCUCGCGGGAGGAAGAGGAGAAGAACGUGCAGAGAGAGAGGCAGACUCGCACUGCAGACGGACCGACACAGAGAGGGGAGUGAAUGGGCACGACUCAUCCAGCGGACCUGCGCCCUUCACCUCAUCCCGAUCGAUCGAUCGGUUCGGUAACCGACACGCUCCGACCCCGCGCGGUCUGCGAGGCUGGCCCGAGCCGGGAGCCCGGUGGAGCGACGGGACGCAAAUGAAGCAGCCCGGAGCGCAGAGCAGCAGCCCGGCGGAGGAACAAACAAGGAAGCGCUGAGCUGAAGCUAACGGCUAACUGGCGGCUGAUAUUGAUUCUGAUGAUCGAACGAGGAGCAUGCGAGCCGACAGGAAGAGCUGACUUGUUUGGGGAUGUCGGGCAGUAAGGCGCUGGGCGGGGGCGCUGGCGGCGGGGCGAGGCGCAGGCGGACCCGGUGCCGGCGCUGCCAGGCCUGCAUGAGGACGGAGUGUGGAGAGUGCCACUUCUGCAAGGACAUGAAGAAGUUCGGAGGGCCCGGCCGGAUGAAGCAGUCCUGCCUGCUGAGACAGUGCACGGCGCCUGUGCUGCCUCACACAGCCGUGUGUUUUGCAUGUGGAGAGGCGGGGAAGGAGGACACGGUGGACUCUGAGGAGGAGAAGUUCAGCCUGUGUCUGAUGGAGUGUACCAUCUGUAACGAGAUCAUCCACCCCAGCUGUCUGAAGAUGGGCAAAGCUGAAGGAAUCAUCAACGAUGAAAUCCCAAACUGCUGGGAGUGUCCAAAGUGCCACAAGGAGGGAAAAACCAGUAAGGACCAGACGGACGGCUCAGGGAAACGGAAGCUGGAUAACGGAGAGGAGGGGCGCUGGAAGCUCAUUGAAGACCCGCCCCCAAAAAAGAAAGCCCCUCCCUCCCUGGAGGAGGCAGGGAGAGGAGAGGGGGUCCACAAGAAGAAGAAGGAGAAGGAGCAGCCUCCGGACAUCGGGGCCAAGAAGAAGGUGAAAAGUCCGCAUGAGAAACGCCUCAAAAAGAAACCCAAGCAGGAGUCGGAGACCAACGGCCCCAUGUCAUCUUCUGGGGGAGCAGCUGCGGGACAGCAGGGCUCAGCCUCUUCCUCCUCCUCUUCAUCUCAGUCAGUGGGCGGGGUCAGUGGAGGAGGCGGAGCAGGAGGCUCGGCGUCGAGCGUGGACCAGCGCUCCCACCACAGAGAGAAACUGGAGCGGUUCAAGAGGAUGUGUCUGCGCCGGCCCGAGCUGUCGUCCUCCUCUUCCUCCAGCUCAGAGUCCGACUCCGAGUCCGACUCUGAUGACUCCCUCAGGGGGGAGCAGGGGGGAGGGUCCUCACCUUCAUCUUCCUCCCCCGCUCCUCCUCCUCCCGCCGUCUACGGGAACAGCAGCGGCAGCCGGGCGGACAGGGAGCGGAGCCGCAGCGAGCGGGAGAGGGCGCGGCGGCUGGCUGAGCUGGGCUUCAGCGCCAGCGAGGAGUCGGAGGGGGAGGGAAGGGAGGAGGAGCAGGUCGGGGGAGGAGGGGACAAAGGUCGACGGCGAGGAGGAGGAGACGCACUCUCACGUGGACGGAAAGUAGGUUUGAUGGACACGGAGGAGGAGGACACGCCCACUUCAGACAGGACCAGGAAGAACUCCACCUCCCUCCCUCCUCCCUCACCCCUGUCCUCCAAUCAGAUGCCUCCAUCCUCGCAACACGACGGCUUCACAGGGAAGCAGCGCAGCAACGGGCAGGAGGCGCGCAAUGGGCGGACUCGGGGAGGGGCGGGGGGAGGGGAGAAGGAGAACGCCAGCGGAGCUCUGACCAAUCACAGGCACAGUGGAGGGGGCGGGGCCAAAGGUGGCGGGAGCCGCAUGAACAAGAUCCGUAACAACAACAAGAACCAGACGUCAAGGAACAGUGUGUCCUCCUCCCCCUCCCUCCCCACCUCCAACGGGGGAGGGGGUGUGGGCAGCGGCCUCAUGAUGUCAGCCAUGGCGGCGUCCCCCUGCUCUCAGCCCUCCCGCCUCGCCCCGCGCUCUCACAUGAUGAAGCGCAGCCCGCCCGCCGUGCCCUCGCCCCCCAGGCCCAUUCAGAUGGAGAGACACCUGGUGCGGCCCCCUCCCACCUGCCCCGAGCCCAGCUGCCUGCCCCUGGACUGUGGCUCCGCCCACAUCAUGACUCGUGACGUGUGGCUGCGAGUCUUCACCUACCUGAGCCAACGGGAGCUGUGCGUCUGCAUGAGGGUGUGUCGCACCUGGAGCCGCUGGUGUUGUGAUAAACGUCUGUGGACUCAGAUCGACCUGAGCCGGCAGCGCUCCAUCACCCCCCCCAUGCUGAGCGGCAUCAUCCGCCGGCAGCCCGUCUCCCUGAACCUGGGCUGCACCAACAUCUCCAAGAAACAGCUGAUGUGGCUCAUCAACCGGCUCCCAGGUCUCCAGGAGCUGAACGUGUCUGGCUGUGCGUGGCCGGCGGUCUCGGCUCUGUGUCAGGCGGUCUGUCCCUGCCUGAAGGUGUUGGACCUGAGCAGGGUGGAGGACCUGAAGGACUCUCACCUGAGGGAGCUGCUGGCCCCCCCACCUGACACCCGGACAGCUCACGGUGAGAGCAGAGUGGGGCGGUUCCAGAAUGUGACGGAGCUGCGAUUGGCCGGUUUGGACCUGACAGACGCGUCGUCCCGCCUCCUGGUGCGUUACGUGCCUCACCUGAGCCGCCUGGACCUGAGCCACUGUGUGAACAUCAGUGACCAGACGGUGCACACGCUCACCUCCCCCGCCUCCCCCCUGAAGGAGAGCCUCACCUACGUGAACCUGGCAGGUUGUGUGAAGGUGACGGAGCAGAGCGUCCUGCUGCUCAGACUCUGCCCCGCCCUGCAGACCGCCGACCUCCGCUGCUGCUCCCUCCUGUCUGCGGAGACGGGGCAGCUGCUCUCCUUCCCCUCCUCCUCCUCCUCUUCAUCCUCCACCACCACCAUCUCCUCCUCCUCGUCUACGACCUCCUCUUCCUCAGCCGCCAUCACCACCACCACCACCGUCGCUGCUCCGUCCUCCUGUCCCCCCGACGACAGAACGCUGCUGAAAAACAGCUAAAGCCCCACAAUUUACGUGACACUUGAGUCCAGAUGGCCUACAAGCCCCGCCUCCGUCCUCGUUACACUACAGACAGGUGAGGAAGAGGAGGAGGAGCACUUCCUGUUGCAGAGGAGGAUGAGGAGACGUUUAACGGGAGAAGUUGUUGGUAAUAGUUAAACAUAGAAACCCUGAGCAUGUACAUAUUUGUUCUCUGUACAAUUUUGGGUGUGUGUAUAUAUCUGUAGUUUACUGUAAAUGACCUUUGACCUUCCUCCACCUGAUACACUCCUCCCCUUUGCUCCUCCCCUUCGACCAAUCACGAUGCCACGCAUCCGUCUGCUCGCUGCAGGAAGAUGCUUCGAUUCAGCUGCUGCCAUCUAAACGCUAACACACACACACACACACACACACACACACACACACGCUUCGUGUUGACUCAUCAAACACUGAGCUGCGGUCAGUUUGGUCAUGUGACCUCCGACUGCUGUGGUGAUGUCAUCACAAACAUCUGUUCUGUCUUUAAAUCUGAUUUAACUUCUAAUCAACCUCGUUUUAUUGAUUGUUUACAAUUUGUUUUGUCAAAUGACAAAAGUGUCAAGCUCCUCCCACAUGUUAGAGACGUCUUAAGCUCCUCCCACAUGUUAGAGACGUCUUAAGCUCCUCCCACAUGUUAGAGACGUCUUAAGCUCCUCCCACAUCUUAGAGAGACAUCUUCAGAUUAGUUCUGGUUCUUUUUUCAUAUCAGAGUAGAAGCUGGAAGCAGCCAGAACGAGCUGGUCUUCCAGGGUUCUGGUCCAGUUCUUGGUGGUUCUGACCCAGCUGGUGGGUUCUGGUCCGGUUCUUGGUGGUUCUGACCCAGCUGGUGGGUUCUGGUCCGGUUCUUGGUGGUUCUGACCCAGCUGGUGGGUUCUGGUCCAGUUCUUGGUGGUUCUGACCCAGCUGAGGACUUUAGUCCAACAGAUCAGCUGGUUUCAAUCAAAGUUAAAGUUGUGACGUGGAGCUGCUUCCUGUAGCUCCUGAUCAGUCAGUGAACAGGUGUGUGUGUGUGUGUGUGUGUGUGUGUGUGUGUGUGUGUGUGUGUGUGUGUGUGUGUGUUUUUCUCAGGAGUUUUUUGUUUUAAUUUAUUUGAGGUCUCAGAAGCACUCUGUCCAGUCUGAGCGGAGACGUUCCUGCUGCGUCCUC
Messenger RNA from Austrofundulus limnaeus, 4410 nucleotides. It is a transcript of the gene fbxl19, whose product is annotated as F-box and leucine rich repeat protein 19. The coding region runs from base 568 to 3246 and encodes 892 amino acids. The transcript is spliced from 12 exons. The record is from RefSeq and is a predicted model, not a curated record. NCBI's taxonomy places the organism in Eukaryota, Metazoa, Chordata, Actinopteri, Cyprinodontiformes, Rivulidae. Gene Ontology annotation, molecular function: protein binding; zinc ion binding; DNA binding.